Molecule: messenger RNA, 4159 nt
Organism: Ictidomys tridecemlineatus (thirteen-lined ground squirrel)
Lineage: Eukaryota; Metazoa; Chordata; Mammalia; Rodentia; Sciuridae
Gene: Adss1
Product: adenylosuccinate synthase 1
Biological process (GO): IMP metabolic process; 'de novo' AMP biosynthetic process
Cellular component (GO): cytoplasm
Molecular function (GO): GTP binding; adenylosuccinate synthase activity
Source: RefSeq, a predicted model, not a curated record
CCCCUGCACUGCAGGAGGAGCAGCAGUCAGCAAGGCUCAGUCCCUCUAUCUGUCCAGGAGGGAGACUCCUGACCACCAGGGACUCCUGACCACCAGGGACUAAGACACUUUGAGUGACUGUCCAGCUGGGCAGGGGACAGGAGGUGGACAUCAGUGUUCAUAGGGGCUUCAGAACUGAGGCUCCACCCCAGAGGGAGAAGGCCUUGGGAAGGGUCUAAAGGGACUGACCAUUCUAUGAUGUCCAGUCGACUCCUCAGCACCCCUGACCCUGGGCCCCUGGCCUGGUCUCGAGUGUAGGUCACUACAGGCAGGUGCUCUGGGCCACCAUCAGCAUGCUCCUGAGAGCAGGGACUGUCUCCUCACCUGGCAGACGGUGGGAGGCACAUGGGGUGCUGGAGACGGCCACACCUCUGGGAGCAUCGUUCAUGCCAUAGCCAUGUGACAGCACCCCUGCAGUUGUGCAGUGCACAUCACAUGGGACCAUCUCUGGCCACCCACAGCAUGAUCCAGCCCAUUGGCCAUGCAAAUCGCUCCUCUCCCAGGGCCAGUGGGCCUGGGCUUCUGAUCUGCCCGCAGGAGAUGCAGGGAGUAUCUUAGGUGAACAGAGGGUUCUGCAGAGCCUCCUGGAGGACCCUGCACCUGAAACUCAGGUACCUGGGUUCCAACAGGCCACAGCUGCCUCCUGCUCCCAGCAGCAGACAGAGCAGGGCAGCCACUGGGCAUCUGCAGAAAGGGGCCAGCUGGCUGGAUGGCAACCCAGGCUGCAGGCAAUGUUCUGAGACGCUCAGCCUGGCUCUUGUGUCCAUCAGUUACUCCUGAGUAGACGGAGGGUCCGAAGGAGGGCUUGCCCCUGGGGCCCCACACUGGGAGGGGCUAGGAGUAGAGACACAUGCUCCAUGCAGAUGGUGCCCACAACACCAUGUCCAGGGGCCUGGUGUCCACCUGACAUCAAGAUCCCAGUGGACCCCCAAGGAGGGGGACUGGGCAAGGGGCCCACCCAGGGCUGGCCCUAGUGUCUCAGUCCCUUCUCAAUCCCACCAACUUCCCCAGCUCCCUGGGCAGGUCAAAGCCAAGUCAGGGCUGCGGGCUGCGUUCUCUGUCCUGCACACGAGGGCCCUGCCUCUGCCCGGCCCCAGCCUGACUGAUGGAGGUGUUAGCAAGACACUUCUGCCCAUCUCUGACGCCCAGAGCCGCCCACGGCCAGGCCCAGUCCUCCUCCAGGGCUGGAGCGUGGGCCGCUUGAGAUGCCGUUCGCUCCCCUGGAGUGGGAACGCUGAGCCCAGGGCAAUGCGUGCUUGGCAGCUAGGCUCCCCUGGGCCACCGUGCUCAUUGUCCCACCUCCUCACAGCAGACCACAUGGCUGCCAAACUGGGCUGCAGCCCAGAGCGGCCUGUGCAGGGCAGGUCUGGAUGCCCCGACCCGCCUCGGGACUGGUGAGCCCACUGUGCCCAACCCUCCCUGGCCCCUUAUGCCCGGCUGUCCUUGGGUGCCUUUUGUUCUGGGAAGCCCAAGACAGAGGUGGGUCCUCUUGUUCCCAACCCCACCAAGUGCCCCAGAUGAGACCCUGCCUGGUGAGGGGAGGGGACACUACCCCACUACACUGGGCUCCACAUGCUGGGAGCCCCCAUGUGCAGAGGCCUGGCGCUUGGUGUACUGGGCUGGCUGGUGCCCCUCAGGAGUGCCUGUGCUCACGCCUGGGCCCCGCAGUGGGCACUGCCCCGGGUCAUCUGAUGCCAGCUGGCCCAUGACGCCUGUGCUAUUCCUGGGAACCUGUGUUUACCCCCAACACAGGCGGGCACACGUCAUCUCCAUGUUCUUGGGCCAGCUGAAGAAGGCCAGGGAGACAGGGCACCACCCAGGGUGUCUGGGCUCCCUGGCCUCUAGCCCUGGUGGCCUGCAGCCCUUGGCCAUCUCAUGUCCCUGGAGGCCAGCCAGCCCUCGGGGGAGGCCGUGUGUAGCAGAACAUGCCAGUCCUGACUGUGCCACAGAUUUGCCUUCUCUGGGGACCUUGGCUUCCCCAGCUGUCACAGGGACCUCCCUGCCUGCCCCCAAGUGGCAAGCACCCCAGUGUGAAGGUGGGGGACACUGUGCCUGCCAUUGGGGGCAGAGAAGGUAGGCUGGCCCCAUCCUGAUGGACUCGCCCCACAGGCCUGGGACAGGACCCGGGCCUCCUGAGGCCCACAGGCAGAGCUGAGGUCCCCAAGCUGCCCCUUCCUCCCCACCCUGCCACCCGGCCUCUCAUCCCCUGCCUGCAGGCAGCCCCUCUAGGUCCCUCCCUGUGUCGUCUCUGUGGAGGCCCACGCAGACCACCUCCAGCACCCAUGCCUGCGUCCCUCUUUGUCCCUCUUGCCCUUUCCCCACGGGCACUCUGGGGCCAUCGUCAUCUGCUCACAGAGCCCUGGUCAGGUCAGACUGCCCCCCCCACAUCUCCCAGGGCUCUGCUGGCCAGGGACACUGGGGAGGGCAGAGCCAGCCCUGACUGGGGUGCCCGCAGUGCCUUGGCCAGGUCGGACGUGGCUGGGAGGCUCCUGAUGGUCCUGCCCUGUGGGCAUGGGCGGCAGCGCCAACGUCUGUUCAUGGGCCUCGGGGCAGACCUGACGGAGCCUCACACAUGCAUCGGAAAACCUAACUGGUGUCAGGGGACCGUGUGGGGGACUGGCUUCUGGCAGGGGGGCAACAAUGCUGGCCACACGGUGGUGGUGGACGGCAAGGAGUACGACUUCCACCUGCUGCCCAGCGGCAUCAUCAACACCAAGGCCGUGUCCUUCAUUGGCAAUGGCGUGGUCAUCCACUUGCCCGGCUUGUUUGAAGAGGCAGAGAAGAACGAGAAGAAAGGACUGAAGGACUGGGAGAAGAGGCUCAUCAUCUCUGACCGGGCCCACCUGGUGUUCGACUUCCACCAGGCCGUGGACGGGCUUCAGGAGGUGCAGCGCCAGGCGCAGGAGGGCAAGAACAUCGGCACCACCAAGAAGGGAAUCGGACCAACCUACUCCUCCAAAGCCGCGCGGACGGGCCUCCGCAUCUGUGACCUCCUGUCGGACUUUGAGGAGUUCUCCACCAGAUUCAAGAACCUGGCCCAGCAGCACCAGUCCAUGUUCCCCACCUUGGAAGUAGACGUGGAAGGGCAGCUCAAGAGGCUCAAGGGCUUUGCUGAGCGGAUCAGACCCAUGGUGCGCGACGGUGUGUACUUCAUGUACGAGGCGCUCCACGGCCCCCCCAAGAGGAUCCUGGUAGAAGGCGCCAAUGCAGCCCUCCUAGACAUUGACUUCGGGACCUACCCUUUUGUGACUUCUUCCAACUGCACGGUGGGUGGCGUGUGCACGGGACUGGGCAUCCCCCCGCAGAACAUAGGUGACGUGUAUGGAGUGGUGAAGGCCUACACCACCCGCGUGGGCAUCGGGGCCUUCCCCACCGAGCAGAUCAAUGAAAUCGGAGAUCUGCUGCAGAACCGUGGCCACGAAUGGGGGGUGACCACGGGCAGGAAGCGGCGCUGUGGCUGGCUGGACCUGAUGAUCCUCAGAUAUGCCCACAUGGUCAACGGGUUCACGGCGCUGGCCUUGACCAAGCUGGACAUCCUGGACGUCCUGGGUGAGAUCAAAGUCGGCGUCUCGUACAAGCUCAAUGGAAAGAGGAUCCCCUACUUCCCAGCUAACCAGGAAAUACUUCAGAAGGUUGAGGUGGAGUACGAAACACUGCCCGGCUGGAAAGCAGACACCACGGGUGCCAGGAAGUGGGAGGACCUGCCCCCCCAGGCCCAGAGCUACGUGCGGUUUGUGGAGAAUCACGUGGGUGUGGCAGUCAAAUGGGUUGGCGUUGGCAAGUCCAGAGAGUCCAUGAUCCAGCUGUUUUAGAUGAGCCGACCCGGGCAGGCCACAGCAGCCCCUGUCCCCGUGUGAGCCGCUGUAGGUGUCACAGCUACACCAUCCACGGAAACAGGAAAAUGGGUUUCUGCACUUUGAUUUUCUAUUUAAGCCUUCAGCUCAACCCACUGAAUUCUGCGAUGGUCUUAAUCAUCUGCAAGUGAGCUCCAUGUACAGUUUUUAAGAUUCUGCUGUUUAAAAUGAGCCUAAGUGCUUCAAACAGGGCCCCUGGCACACUGAUGUCACAUGGUGUGUCCAGCUGGAGCCAUGUUGCAAUAAACACAUCCCAGAGUCACUGA